Molecule: messenger RNA, 1218 nt
Organism: Miscanthus lutarioriparius
Lineage: Eukaryota; Viridiplantae; Streptophyta; Magnoliopsida; Poales; Poaceae
Source: the annotation of a GenBank genome assembly
AUGAGCCGCGCGCUCCUCUCUCACGUCCUCCACCGCCCGCCGCACUUCGCGUACACCUGCUUAAGGAAUGGCGUUGGUGCCCGAGGAGGAGUGCUCGCUUCUGGCAUCCACCCACUCCGUCGUCUCAAUUGCAGCGCGGUUGAAGCCGUUCCCGGCCCCAUCGAGGAAGCGUCUGCUCCUCCGGCAAGGAAGAAAAGAGUAGUUUCUGGUGUACAGCCAACAGGACUGGUUCACCUUGGAAAUUAUCUAGGGGCAAUUAAGAAUUGGGUUGCACUUCAGGAUUUAUACGAGACAUUCUUUUUCAUCGUGGAUCUUCAUGCAAUUACUUUACCAUAUGAGGCGCCACUGCUUUCCAAAGCAACAAGAAGCACUGCUGCAAUAUAUCUGGCGUGUGGCGUCGACAGCUCCAAGGCUUCUAUCUUUGUACAGUCUCAUGUCCGUGCUCAUGUUGAGUUGAUGUGGCUAUUGAGUUCUUCUACUCCUAUUGGCUGGCUGAAUAGAAUGAUCCAGUUCAAAGAGAAGUCUCGCAAGGCGGGUGAUGAAAAUGUUGGGGUUGCACUUUUGACUUAUCCUGUUCUAAUGGCUUCUGACAUCCUUUUGUACCAGUCCGAUCUGGUACCUGUUGGUGAAGAUCAAACACAACAUUUGGAAUUAACUCGUGAAAUAGCUGAGCGUGUAAAUAAUCUUUAUGGUGGAAGAAAGUGGAAGAAAUUGGGAGGGAGAGGGGGUUUGCUAUUUAAGGUUCCUGAAGCUCUUAUUCCUCCAGCAGGGGCUCGUGUUAUGUCCCUAACUGAUGGUCUCUCCAAGAUGUCCAAGUCUGCUCCUUCAGAUCAGUCUCGUAUUAACCUUCUUGACCCAAAAGAUGUGAUCGCAAAUAAAAUCAAGCGCUGCAAAACUGACUCAUUCCCAGGUAUGGAGUUCGAUAACCCAGAGAGGCCGGAAUGCGGAAAUCUUCUCUCUAUAUACCAGAUUAUCACUGGGAAGACUAAGGAGGAAGUUGUUAGCGAGUGCCAACACAUGAACUGGGGAACAUUCAAGACUACUCUUACGGAAGCUCUAAUUGAUCAUUUGCAGCCUAUUCAGGUCCGUUAUGAGGAGAUAAUGUCUGACCCAGCCUACUUGGAUAAUGUUCUUUUAGAAGGAGCAGGAAAAGCUGCUGAGAUAGCGGACAUCACCCUAAACAAUGUUUACCAAGCCAUGGGUUUCUUGCGUAGAUAA